AUGUCCUCGGCCAGCGCCGCCCACUUGGAGCUCCCCAUGGUGCUACUGGCCAUGGACGUGUGGGGGUCUCCGGAGACGAAGGCGGCCUUCCUGAAGAAGCUCUCACGGGCUGCCCGCUACACCCUCAACACGUACUGGCUUUCCUCCUACAAGAAGAGCGUGGCCCGCUCCCUCGAGUCCCUGGCCCUGCAAGAGCCCCCGCCCACGGUCUACCUGCCCCACAUGUCUGUGAACCAGCUCCUGGUCGCGGCCCCCGUCUUCUUGCUCUGCACGAUCAGCUGA
Nannochloropsis gaditana CCMP526 is the source of this 282-nucleotide messenger RNA. RefSeq lists its product as uncharacterized. The transcript has a single exon. The coding region runs from base 1 to 282 and encodes 93 amino acids. The record is from RefSeq and is a predicted model, not a curated record.